AGCAGCAGCAGAUCAACAGCCUCUCAUUCAUGAAGAUGCGCUUCAGCCGCGACACCUGUGUUUUCGGCUGAAUUCAACCAGUGUCACGAAGCGCUAUGCACUCACCUCCUCCUGCCAAACACACAUCUGGAAACUUGCAGGGUUGAUGUUGGACACACUGUAGAACUGAACUUUUUUUUCCUUAUGGGAUUGAGCCGGGCGAGUAUGAAGAGCGCUGUCAGCAUCUGGAAGUCUCCAUAGGCGUUAUAGGAGUCUUUAUUCAGAAGGAUGCUGGAGGGAAAUGCCUGCAGACAGAGAGGAUGAGAUUUGUGGAAAGGCGCUGGAGCUUCUGUCCGAUCUGUGCUCGAGGGGAGAGGUGCACAAUGAAAACUGCCAGGAUUUCACUUACUAUUUUCGCGAUCUCGGGAGACCCAGAUAUUCGGACUCCGAUGUGUCUGUGAGCCUGUUAUCCCUCUUGGUGACCACAUGUGGCCUGGCGCUGUUUGCCGUCUCCCUGUUCGUAUCAUGGAAGCUGUUCUGGGUACCAUGGCGAGAUCGCUUCUUGCCCGGCCUAAAAGACCAGCAGGGGGAGCAGCAGCCAGUCCUGGCUGAGGUGGAGGGCCUGGAGCGGGAAUACAGCGAAGACUUCGAGAAAGAUCCCAACGCUCCAAUGAUGCUCCCAGAGUCGGCCAUGAAGAUCAGCCAUACAUCCCCAGACAUCCAGCUGGAGGCCCAGACUAAGGCCAAGGAGCUCAACCACAUCCACAUAGCCCGCGUUCAGCGACAAGUCACCGAACCAACCUCAUCUGUCAGGCACAACUCCAUCCGGAGACAGAUGAACGUCUCCAACCCGGAUUUCAACAUGGCCCAGUUCCAGAGACAAGAGUCCAUCACGGGUCCAGGCCUGGGCCGCAUUAAACCCGAGCUCUACAAGCAGCGGUCGGUGGACACGGACGACGGCCGACGAGCAGACAGUUGCGGACGCCUGCAUUUCAUCAUCAAAUACGACUGUGACUUGGAGCAGCUCAUCGUCAAGAUCCACAGGGCCCAAGAUUUACCUGCCAAGGACUUUACAGGAACAUCCGAUCCUUAUGUGAAGAUCUACUUGUUGCCAGACCGGAAGACCAAGCAUCAAACCAAGGUGCACCGCAAGACUCUGAACCCAAUCUUCGAUGAGGUUUUCCUGUUCCCCGUGGCAUACGCCGAGCUUCCGACUCGCAAGCUCCAUUUCAGCGUCUACGACUUCGACCGCUUCUCGAGACACGAUGUCAUCGGCCAAGUGGUGGUGGACAACUUUUUGGAUCUACCGGACUUUCCACAGGAAACCAGGCUCUGCAGGGAUAUCCUUUAUGUUAGUGCGGAUAAUGUGGAUCUGGGAGAUCUGAUGUUCUCUCUUUGUUACUUGCCGACUGCGGGUCGUCUGACGAUAACCAUAAUUAAAGCCAGAAAUCUUAAAGCCAUGGACAUCACAGGAGCGUCUGAUCCUUAUGUAAAGGUUUCCCUAAUGUGUGACGGUCGGAGACUGAAAAAGAGGAAAACAUCGACGAAGAGGAACACUCUCAACCCAGUCUACAAUGAAGCCAUCGUUUUUGAUGUUCCACCGGAAAACAUUGACCAAAUCAGUCUUUUAAUAGCGGUCAUGGAUUAUGAUCGUGUUGGUCACAAUGAGGUCAUUGGGAUUUGCCAUGUGGGAAACAGAGCUCCGAGUUUGGGCCGUGAUCACUGGAAUGAGAUGCUGUCGUACCCACGCAAACCCAUCGCCCGCUGGCACCUGCUGGUGGAGUGGGUUGGUCAAAGCACGACCGGCGGCAGUCAAGGCUCCUGUAAUUCCCUCCGGACACCUCCUUCACCAUGAUGAGACGCUGUGAAGAACCAAUUCACAAGCUUAAUGAAGAGGCAAGAGCAUGAGAGGAAGAAGCUGUUAGCGGUCACUUUAAAUGUGUGCACACAUGGUCAGUCAAUGCAGUACAACAGCAGGACUCUGUAAAGCUCCGCUCCACUGCAUGUGUGCUAGAAAAAAAAACAACUUUUUGCUGUUUUUGUUGGAAACUUUAGUUGAGAGGUAAGUAUUUUUGACAUCGUCGUGUUUUCUGUAUCCGUAGAACACGUUGUGAUACACUAAUAUUGUUUGGAGUGUAGUGCAUGGGGUCUAUUUUGUGGUACUUUUAUUGUACGAUCCUUACUGUAUAAAAAAAUUACAUGCGAAAUGUG
This is a messenger RNA of Danio aesculapii, 2190 nucleotides long. RefSeq names its product synaptotagmin IXb (gene syt9b). The coding region runs from base 281 to 1834 and encodes 517 amino acids. Gene Ontology annotation, biological process: cellular response to calcium ion; calcium-ion regulated exocytosis; regulation of dopamine secretion. Gene Ontology annotation, cellular component: dense core granule; membrane. NCBI's taxonomy places the organism in Eukaryota, Metazoa, Chordata, Actinopteri, Cypriniformes, Danionidae. Gene Ontology annotation, molecular function: calcium ion binding; phosphatidylserine binding; clathrin binding. The record is from RefSeq and is a predicted model, not a curated record. The transcript is spliced from 7 exons.